GAAAAUACGAGGCUUAACGAUUGUUUCUUCGAAAAGAAGGAUUGGCGAAUGUGCAAGAAAGAGGUUUGUAACCCUAUCCGACUUCUCCGUUUGUUUGCUCCUCAGCUGCGAGCAAUUGGUGGCGGAAUUUGGGCUAAGGCCCUCCUACGAACCAGCACAGAUGGAAGCCUUUAAAGAAUGUUGGAGGUUGAAGGGAAAUAGGGAUAGAACAGACUCCAGAGUGAAUUGACCGACAAAAAGGAGAGUACUGGUAGAUGACUGCCUUUUUCAUUACAUGUAAAUCGUGGUAUCAUAUCAUAAAAAUAUCGGUCCAGUGAUAACAAAACCCCUAUCAUACAAUACCAUAUCGUAUGAACUUCGUACAUACGCAGAUACGCCGUAAACAUCGGUACGAUGGCCCCGGAGUGGGGCAUCCUCCAAUAACCCUGUGAAGAAAACCAAUUGCAACGGGUCUUGGCACUUUUAGUCCUGACAUCCCUUCCCCCCCACCGAAAGGCAAACCCGUCCUUUCCUCAAGCCUCCCCUUCAACACCCAACAACCUCCACAGAGGAGAAGCUCAAACCAUCCCCCCCCCUUGCAUUCGGUGCUCCAUUUCCACAUCUCCUAUUCCCAAAAAUGUUCUCUCUCUCUCGGAGGGUUUUCGGGAGGCGUCUCGCCUUGAAUUCGUCAGCGAGAUUGAUCUCCCCCCCUGCCUCCAGUGGACUCGCGGUCCGAUAUCUGGCGAUCGAUGCUAGGCCCGAACCCAUUGCAAUUAAGCAUCAAAAUCAAAAUACUUCCAUUUCUAAGUCCGGCUUUAACGAUGCCCCAGAAAUCCUUCUUGACGAAGGCUCGGGCGAGAAAGUUGAUUGGGCCAGAUCUUUCCACGGAUUGUCGACGGAACCGUUCCCCAAGGAAGCAGCCGACGUUUUGCUUGCUCCAGUUAACCCCGGUGAUGUUGAGAUCAAACCUGGUGCCCCCCCUCCCGGUAGGAAUCCCUAGCACGAAAUACUAACCAGUCAUGCACUAGAUGGAAUUCUCUAUCUUCCCGAAAUCAAAUAUCGCAGAAUCCUCAACAAGGCUUUUGGCCCUGGCGGUUGGGGUCUGGCGCCCAGGGGUGAAACCAUUGUGACUGAAAAGACGGUCACUAGAGAAUACGCUCUUGUUUGCAAUGGCCGGUAUGUGAUAUCGAGUCCUAGCUUGUACUUCAGUGCUGACAUGCCUUAGCCUCGUUUCUGUUGCUCGUGGCGAACAAGACUACUUUGACCCAAACGGCAUCCCCACUGCCACCGAAGGUUGCAAAUCGAAUGCCUUGAUGCGCACUUGUAAGGAUCUCGGGGUUGGCAGCGAGCUCUGGGACCCACGCUACGUCAAGGACUACAAGAAAAAGUACUGCGAGGAGAAGUUUGUCGAGCAUCAAAUGACGAAGAAGAAGGCGAAGCGCUGGAUCAAGAAGGGAGACCAGAUAGACUACCCCUUUAAGCCAAUUUCUAAUUACGGUUAGAGAAUUGGACUCUAUUCUUCUUUGUCCGCUUGUUUCAUAUAUGAUCCAGCUACGCUAACGGGGCAAUCGAGGAUCCCGGGAACCGGAUUGAAAAUUGUGUAUACUAGCGCUUCCCUUUUACUUGUACCGAUCAAGUUUCAUUUU
Molecule: messenger RNA, 1625 nt
Organism: Tuber aestivum (summer truffle)
Lineage: Eukaryota; Fungi; Ascomycota; Pezizomycetes; Pezizales; Tuberaceae
Source: the annotation of a GenBank genome assembly